AUGUUCGUAUCUUCGAUAGCCGAUUCAGCAACAUCUGGUCUAAGCAGUGCUGAAAAUACCGGCCAGAAAUACCAAGACGCCUACCUCUCAACAGGCUUCAGAUCCGGCGUCGCUUCUGGAAUCAAACAAGUAUUUGGAGCUGAAGAUGUCGUGAAUGAAGUCUGUGUUGAAUGCAACAGGCAUCUUACUCAGGGUAAUGAUGUCUUUCCAGGUCCAGCUGAUAAAGGAGGAUUUAUCUAUUGCGCAAACUGUUAUGCGCGUCAUUUCAAGAAGGGCGACUGCCAAGCUUGUUCUCAACCUGUAGUUGGACUGGGUCGACAAUAUGUUGAAAUGAGUGGGAAAUUCUGGCACAAGGAAUGCUUCACCGAAGGAAAAUCAUGCCAAGAGUGCAGUCAAGUAAUCUUUGGAGAAGGAAUUCAAGCCUUGAACCGCUUCUACCACCCAAAUUGCUUUAGAUGCUUCAACUGCCAAACACACCUAACAUCCACAUUCAUCGACUUUAAUAAUGAACCAUGCUGCUAUCCAUGCCGAGACAAGAUUGCUCUUCAGAGACCUGGCGCCCUUAAGGCUGGAUCAGGCACCGAAUCCACACCCAAAGUAUCAUCCAUGAACAACAAUGCAGCAAUAUCAGCCCACAACACCGCACUCCAACAAUUCAACGACCGUAAAAACGUCCCAGACCUCUCCAGACGCUGCGACAAAUGUCUCGAAGUCGUCACCAAUGGAGGCACCCAACUCCCGAAUGGACUCUUAUACCACAACCACUGUUUUACUUGUGCCGAAUGCUCGAAGCAGAUAACAGGACGAUUUGUAUCUGAAGACAGGAAGUCGUACCACCCUGAAUGUCGUCAGGUUGUAGUUGCUGCUAAGGGCACUCUGACGUGUCAGAAAUGUAAGAAGGGUGUUAGUGGGAGGUUUAUUAAGGCUGAGGAUUUGGUUUAUCAUGAAACAUGCUUCACGUGUGUUUCGUGUAGUAAGUCGCUGGCUGCUGAACCGUAUGGUGACUCUGGGAAUGGGCCCAUUUGUGAGCCGUGUUUAAAGAAUAAGAUGUCUUCUGUGCAAGUUAGUGGUGGGCCUCAAAUUUAUGGACAACGACAGCCUGGAUUCACCGUCAACCCAAUGACUGGUGAACGCCAAGUCGGACCCAAGGACAAUUCAGCAUUGAAGGCAUUAGGAGGUUCCAUGACGUGUCCUGGUUGCAAGAAGGCUACGUUUGCUUUGGACCAAGCUCCAGGCCCUAUGAACACUAAGUGGCAUCGUAACUGUCUGGCUUGUUCAACAUGUAAAACCAAGCUUGAUUCUCAUGCCAAGAUGCUGGAUACUACUCCGUAUUGCUGGAAGUGUUUGUGA
Messenger RNA from Synchytrium microbalum, 1350 nucleotides. RefSeq lists its product as uncharacterized. Gene Ontology annotation, molecular function: transcription coregulator activity. The coding region runs from base 1 to 1350 and encodes 449 amino acids. The transcript is spliced from 5 exons. The record is from RefSeq and is a predicted model, not a curated record. Gene Ontology annotation, cellular component: Z disc; nucleus. Lineage: Eukaryota; Fungi; Chytridiomycota; Chytridiomycetes; Synchytriales; Synchytriaceae.